AUGUUGAUUACAGUAGCUGUGCUGGGAGUGACAGUGGAACAAAAUGAACUCUCCUGGACAAAGCCAAAGGGCAAAAGAGUGUUUAUCAGCUGCAAAGUGACUGGUCUGACCACUGACUACAUCCACUGGUACCAGCAGAAAGACGGUGAAGCUCUCAAAAGAAUACUCUACGUUAAGCAGGAUGGCAGUGGCCUCACAUAUGACUCCAGCCAUCCACAGCUCGGUGUAUACAUUCUGCCCACUCUGGAUGAUAUUAAACCCACGACGGCUGGCUCCAUGGUCUUUUCACUACUGCUUGCUGCCAGUGUGUCUUUACAGAUCCCUUUGUACAGAGAAAAUGCUAAGCUCACAGUUGUAGUUGCUGUGUUGGGGCUGACAGUGGAGCAACCUAAACUCUCCUGGACAAAGCAAAAGGGCAAAAGAGUUUUUAUCAGCUGUGCAGUGACUGACAUGACUACUGACUAUGUCCACUGGUACCAACAGAAAGACGGUGAAGCUCUCAAAAGGAUUCUGUAUGUUAAUAAAGCCGGCACUAGCAUCGUUCCUAAUGCUGAUCAUCCUGAAGCAAAAGACUUCUCUGUGCAGCUGGAGAAGGGUAAUGAUUAUGUUCUGAAAGUGGAUGCAGUGAAGCCGAGUCAUUCAGCAGUUUAUUACUGUGCCACCUGGGACACAAGCAGCCACAUAGCUGUGCUGGGAGUGACAGUGGAGCAAAGUGAACUCUUCUGGACAAAGCCAGCAGGGAAAAGUGUUUACAUCAGCUGUAAAGUGACAGAUCUGAGGACAGCAUACGUCCACUGGUACCAGCAGAAAGACGAAGCUCUCAGAAGAAUACUCUACAUUAAGCACGAUGGCAGUGGCCUCACAUUUGACCCCAACCAUCCACAGGCAAAAGAGUUCAGUGUAAAGGUGGACAAGAAGUCUAAUGCUUAUGAUCUAAAGGUGGACACACUGAAGACGAGCCAUUCUGCAGUUUAUUACUGUGCCUGCUGGGAGUCAGGCAGCCACAUAUUUGGAUCUGGAACGCGGCUAAUCUGUGACUAUGACUACAAAGUCUUUGGAUCUGGAACGCGGCUAAUCGUCACCGAGAAGCCACUUGAGGUAAAACCACCUCAAUUAUCGGCGUACCCGAUAGUCAAACAGGACGAUGAAAAGAGAGUACUGCUGUGUCAAGCCAGAGACAUGGCUCCAAACCUGGUGAGGUUCACAUGGAAGGAAGGUGGUAAUAAAGUGGAAGGUGAUCUGAUGGAGCAGAACGAUGAGUCGGAGGUCAGAGUGACCAGCAUGCUCAUUGUAGACAAAGAGAAAGCAAGGACUAAUCAAUACACCUGCUUUGUCCAACAUGAGAGCAAUACUAAUGAAGACAAGCACGUCAACAUUCCAAAAGAAGUUGAUACACCACCUAAGAAUGAAUCAGUUGCUGGGACAGUUCCAACCUGUGCACCAUCACCUGACCAAAAAGAAGAGGACGGCACAAAUUUUGCUUCCUCGGAGCUGGUGCACAGACUGUAUCUGUUCAAUCUCACGUACGUGUCUCUGCUGGUGAAGAACGUGCUGUAUUUCUGUGCUGUGGGGGUCUUACUGUACAAGAGGAGAGCCGGAAACAGUGAGACACUUAGCAAACCCAGUCCAACAUCAAACUAGGACGACUGAGGAGUUUCAGAUAUUUUACAUACGCUAGUAGUCAAAAGACUGGACACACCUUACUAUAUGUUUUUCAUAAUCUUAAAGGCAUUUAGAUCUGAAUGAUUGUCAGAGUUGUUUCCAAGGCACAUAUUAAUAUUCAAAUUGACGCCAAUCCAAAACAAAUAAACAAAAAUAGUAAUGAUAAACAAUAUUUCUUGAAAGAAGUAGUUUACAUUUAGGACUUUAGAGAUGGAACCACAACCAUUAUGACAUUAUAAUUACUAUGUGUGUCUCAUUAAAAGUUAAUUAGCUGAAUUUCAGUCCUCGUUAACGCAUUUCAGCCAAUCAGCUUUGUGAGAAAAAGCCUUACUAGGUACAAAUCCAGUAACUCCAUAUGAACUAUUUCAUAGUUUGAUGUCUUCAAUAUUUUGACGUAUUGUUCCACAAAUACGGAAAAUAGUAAAUAAAUAGAUAUAUGAGUAGAUGUGUCCAAACUUUUGACUGGUAGUGUAUAUUUUUUUCUCUCUUUUCUUUUUUUCCUCUUAACAGUUUAAGCUUUUAUUUUAAUCCUUUUAUUCGUUGCCUGCUAGCCUUAGAUCUCUUGGUAUAAGUAUGAUUUGUGAUUUCUUUUUUCUGAUUAUAUUCUGCAAAACGAGAAAAUGACCAAAAAAAACGUUUUAAGCCACAUCAGGCUGAUUAGACUGUAAAGAUGUGUUUUUUAAAUGUACUUUUGUUUGUAUACAGUCACUUUUACACUUUUCCUGUAUUAAUCAAUCUACGUUAUUAAUCUUUGAACAUUGCAUACAGUCUUAUGCAAAUGUUUGGGCACCACUGGUUAAAUUACACGUUGAUUUUCUAAAUAAAAGUGAGUUACACAUCCUCCAUAGGGAACACACUUCUGCACAUUUUAAUGCUCUAUUACUGUUUAUUUGCUGGAUUUAACAUACCAGAAAAAAUGGCCUUUGUAAAAAUUAUGGCACAUUUUAUAUUCUAUGUUUUAUUUUUUCUAAUAUGUUAAACUCAGCAAUAGAUAAAAUUGUGCACUAAAAUUUGCAAACAAAUGUCAUAUUUAGGUGUGUUCUCUCUACAGGAGGUGUCACUUGACAGUGGGUGUUUUUGCAUAUGACUGUGUUCUCUCCUUUUAUUCUAGUAUAUUUAGCAUGCAUUCAUUAUUUUAAGAAAAUAGAGGCAGAAAUGUUGGAGAAUGUUUUGGCUGAUUAGGUGUUAUAAGCAUAUAUAGACCUGUUUUUGCUCAACCUGUAUCUCUUUUUGUCUCUAUUUCAACAAAAUCACCAGUUUAUGCUUUUAAAAAUGUUUGAUAU
Messenger RNA from Colossoma macropomum (tambaqui), 2945 nucleotides. RefSeq lists its product as uncharacterized. The record is from RefSeq and is a predicted model, not a curated record. The transcript is spliced from 10 exons. The coding region runs from base 1 to 1641 and encodes 546 amino acids. NCBI's taxonomy places the organism in Eukaryota, Metazoa, Chordata, Actinopteri, Characiformes, Serrasalmidae.